AAGAACUUCCGGUGGCUUCCGUGGUUUCUGAGCCGGGGGCAAGGUCCGAGUCUGUGAGUGCGGCCUCAUGUCGUCUUUCAACUGCUCUGCUUUCGUUGUGUGUGGCUGGGCCGCUUCUCUUCCCGACUCGGGAUCGGGGAGGGCCCUGAGCUAGGGCACCCAGCCGGGUCUGCGGCGUUCCUGUCUGUGGGCCGGUGGUGAGUCCCAACUGUCUCUGCGGGCCUUGCUCCCUGAGGAACCGGCGCUAGAUAAACCGUCGCCCGGACUUCCUUGGGUACCCAGGGUAACUUGCUUUUUUCCUAACCUUAGGACUUGGGGGGCCUGGAAGCCUUGGCUCUGCUUGACUUGGUCCUGUCCUACUCUCUGUAACUUCGGAUAAGAUCUUUUUUCCAAACCAAGCCUUUGUUUCUCCUCUACAAAAAGCAUAUCAUGCUUUUAUUAAGUAAAUGUUUACCAAGCGUCUAGUAAGUGCUAGACAUAACAAAAAAACUUAAGUCUCCUGGAGGUGACAGCCCUUUAUUAACAUUUGCAGAAUUGCUGCUCUGAUAAGUGAAAGGACAGGGCACCAUGAGAGUGUGUCAUAGGAGACCUGACCUAGCCCCAGGUUAGGGAAACUUUGCUGAGAAGGUGACUGAGAAAGGUGAUUUGAGAAAGAGGGAAGGGAAGAGUUUUCUAUCCUCGGAAGCCUCCUGUUUGAAGGACUGAAAGGGGCCAGACUGAAGAGGAGUUGCCAGGGACCAUGCCACGCAGGCCUUGAAGGUUUAUGCUCUUCUGGAAGACUAGAGAAGUUUUCUUUCUGGUCACCUACCACUGGUUCCAUGGCUACCAUGCAGAUGGAUCCUGAGCUUGCCAAGCGCCUCUUCUUUGAAGGGGCCACUGUGGUCAUCCUGAAUAUGCCCAAGGGGACGGAGUUUGGCAUUGACUACAACUCCUGGGAGGUGGGGCCCAAGUUCCGGGGUGUGAAGAUGAUCCCACCAGGCAUCCACUUCCUUCACUAUAGCUCUGUGGACAAGGCCAAUCCCAGGGAGAUGGGCCCUCGAAUGGGCUUCUUCCUCAGCCUCCAGCAGCGGGGGCUGAUGGUCCUGCGCUGGAAUGCAGUCCGGGAAGAGGUAGACCUGUCCCCAGCCCCAGAAGCUGAGGUGGAGGCCAUGAGGGCCAACCUCCAGGAACUGGACCAGUUCCUGGGACCCUACCCAUAUGCCACGCUCAAGAAGUGGAUCUCACUCACCAGCUUCAUCAGUGAGACCACAGUGGAGAAGCUACAGCCCGAGAGUCGACAUAUCUGUGCCUUCUCGGAGGUGCUGCCAGUGCUGUCCAUGAAGCACACCAAGGACCGGGUGGGCCAGAAUCUACCCCGCUGCGGCACUGAGUGCAAAAGCUACCAGGAGGGCCUGGCCCGGCUGCCUGAGAUGAAGCCCAGAGCCGGCACAGAGAUCCGCUUCUCAGAGCUGCCCACACAGAUGUUCCCGGCAGGUGCCACGCCAGCAGAAAUAACCAGGCACAGCAUGGACCUGAGCUAUGCCCUGGAGACUGUGCUCAGCAAGCACUUCCCCAACAGCCCCCAGGAUGUGCUAGGUGAGCUCCAGUUUGCCUUCGUAUGCUUCCUUCUGGGGAAUGUGUACGAGGCAUUCGAGCACUGGAAGCAGCUCCUGAACCUUCUGUGCCGGUCAGAAGAGGCCAUGGUGAAGCACCACACCCUCUACAUCAACCUCAUCUCCAUCCUGUACCACCAGCUCGGUGAGAUCCCCGCUGACUUCUUUGUGGACAUUGUCUCCCAGGACAACUUCCUCACCAGCACCUUACAGGUUUUCUUUUCCUCCGCCUGCAGUGUGGCUGUGGAUGCCACCCUGAGGCAGAAAGCUGAAAAGUUCCAAGCUCACCUGACCAAGAAGUUUCGAUGGGACUUUGCAGCAGAGCCUGAGGACUGCGCCCCGGUGGUGGUGGAGCUCCCGGAGGGUGUGGGGACCGGCUAACCAGGAAUGCUCUCGCCCCGGGGAGGCCCCUUCCCUCAUGGCUGCAGUCCUGGCUUCUCCGUUCCUCCUUCCUACUGGAACCUGUUGGGGCACUAGCCCCACCAAGUUCUGCAGAAAUGGAGCCAGAAUUCCCUCUUUCACCAAUAAAUAAGUUCCUUCAGUGCCAGAGGGGCUAUAUCCUGUCGUAAAGGCAUAUUUGUGAUUCCCUGUCAGCCCGGUCUUGGUGCUGACCUAACUGAAUUCCAAAAGACCUGCCUUGGCAGCAGCCUGCUUCCUUCCAAAAGAGAAGAAAUUGAGCCAGAGCCCAAGAGAACUGAUUGUUUAUUCCAUAGAAGCAUUAGAAAACAGGAAACCCUGGACUGCCCGGGAGUCUGAGAUGUCAGUUGAUGACUUUUUAAAAGGUCAGCGGAGGGUAACAGAGAGAUGAGCCAGAAUUUCUGCCUGUCUUUGUUAAAUGGGAAUACAUAUUACAGAAAACAUGGCGUGUGACCCCUCUGGAGCCCCAGAUUUGGAAGGGUUUUGGAGAAGACAGUUGGGUUGAUUCUGAUGAGCAGUCAGCUUUUGUUUUCUCCAUCUAAGCCUCUUUCUCCUGUCCAGGGGUCCCAGUGGAUAGUCUUUCAAGAUCGACCUCAGAGGCCUUGCCGGGGCCCUACCCCUCCCAUCUGCUCCAUUCUUAGGCGUCAGACUUAGAAGUGGGACUUGGCAACUCUCCCGUGCCCCAUUCCUCACCACAGUCAACUGUGACUGUUUCUGAUGACCUGGAGAUUCAACAACAGAGAGAAGGUUCUUGCUCUAAGCUGGCUUCUCUUUGGCCCUGUUGAAGUUGUGCACCUUUAUUCAAAGCUUCAGAAGUGACCUGGUCAGUCUAGAUCUUCCCAGUCCUGCUGUAGUGCCAUCAGCCACAGGAGUGGGGAUGCUCCGGUGUCUGGGAGUCCUGAG
This is a messenger RNA of Sus scrofa (pig), 2912 nucleotides long. It is a transcript of the gene AAR2, whose product is annotated as AAR2 splicing factor. Gene Ontology annotation, biological process: spliceosomal tri-snRNP complex assembly. Lineage: Eukaryota; Metazoa; Chordata; Mammalia; Artiodactyla; Suidae. The record is from RefSeq and is a predicted model, not a curated record.